UCUCACUCACUUCCUCAGUCCCACCAAAUUCAAAUUCCUUGGCAUCUCUCUCUAGAUAAUAGCCACUUUAGUGUCACUUUCGCCAUAUCUCUCUCUAUAGUAACUCUCUCAAUAAAUAUUAUUGUCGUGGGGAGAAAAGCUUAUAUUAUUUAUAUAUAUACGUCCAUAUACCAUUGUUGGUUCCACAAGUGUUAAGAAUUAGGAGGAAAUAUAUAGUAGCUAGAAAUAAUAGUAAAGAGCAUGUCUAAGUCAUCAGUUCCAGUAGUUCAUUUGGAGGGCGGUCCCACCAUGAUCGUCGGGUCUACAGGGUUCAUAGGGCGGUUUGUGGCGGAAGCAUGCCUUGAGUCUGGGCUGAUCCCUACGUAUCUUCUAGUAAGGCCGAGCCCAAACUCCCCUCCUUCCAAGGCUGCCACAAUCAACUUCCUCCAAAAUAAAGGAGCUACUAUUAUUCACGGUUGCAUUAAGGACCAAAAAUUGAUGGAGAAAAUUCUGAAGGAGUACAAGAUUGAAGUUGUGAUAUCAACUAUUGGUGGUGGAGGUAUUUUGGACCAGCUCAUUUUGGUGGAUGCUAUUAAAGCUGUCGGCACUGUCAAGAGAUUUCUACCAUCGGAGUUUGGGCACGACGUAGACAGAGCUGAUCCGGUGGAGCCAGGACUAGGUAUGUACAUUGAGAAAAGAAGGGUGAGAAGGGCAGUAGAGGAAGCUGGAAUCCCCUACACCUACAUUUGCUGCAACUCCAUUGUUGCUUGGCCCUACCACCACAACACUCAUCCUGCGGAUCUUCUCCCACCGUUGGAUGAGUUCCUUAUCUACGGUGAUGGAACUGUCAAAGCUUAUUUUGUGGCGGGUUGUGACAUUGGAAAAUUUACAAUAAAAGCAAUGAAUGAUGUUAGAACAGUAAAGAAAGGUGUUCAUUUUCGACCCCCUAGCAACUUGUUUAAUAUCAACGAUCUUGCAUCUUUGUGGGAAACAAAAAUUGGACGCACUCUCCCCAGAAUCGUUAUGACAGAGGAUGAUCUUCUUACCGCUGCUAAAGUAUUACCUGUUCCAGCAAACAUUGUUGCAUCAUUCACUCAUGACAUUUUCAUCAAGGGCUGUCAAAUUAGUUACUCCUUGGACAAGCCUUCCGAUGAGGAAGUCUGCGCUCUCUACCCAGAAACACCGUUUCAGUCAAUCGACCGCUGCUUUGACGAAUUUGUGAGCAAGAUCCUGGCUAAUAAGGCAACUCCCAACCCAACAGGAAAAGAUGGUGUUCUUGUUGUUACACCUCCUGAACCAAGACGACAAGUCAUAACAGCAUGAUAUCAUAUAUAUAUUUAUAAUUAUUUAUUAGUUUAGAAUAAUAUUAAUUAGAAAAGUAUGCAUGUCGACGAGAACUGUAUUGUUAAAUAAUAAUAAUAAAAGCCAGUAUCAACUUCGUUGAUUCUGACGUGAUCACAAGUUUUUUGUU
Messenger RNA from Humulus lupulus (European hop), 1450 nucleotides. RefSeq names its product leucoanthocyanidin reductase-like. The coding region runs from base 241 to 1302 and encodes 353 amino acids. Gene Ontology annotation, molecular function: oxidoreductase activity. The transcript has 5 exons. NCBI's taxonomy places the organism in Eukaryota, Viridiplantae, Streptophyta, Magnoliopsida, Rosales, Cannabaceae. The record is from RefSeq and is a predicted model, not a curated record.